Lolium rigidum is the source of this 1206-nucleotide messenger RNA. RefSeq names its product serpin-Z1-like. The record is from RefSeq and is a predicted model, not a curated record. NCBI's taxonomy places the organism in Eukaryota, Viridiplantae, Streptophyta, Magnoliopsida, Poales, Poaceae. The transcript is spliced from 2 exons. Gene Ontology annotation, molecular function: serine-type endopeptidase inhibitor activity. Bases 1 to 1206 code for a protein of 401 amino acids.
AUGGAGCUCGCGGAGGCCGCCAGGGACGAAGCCGCCUUCGCCAUGAGCGUUCUCCGCCAUCUCGCCUGCGGGGGCGGCGACGCCAGCCUCGCCGUCUCCCCGCUCUCCAUCCACGCCGCGCUGGCGCUGCUGGGCGCGGGAGCCAAGGGCGACACGCUCGACCAGAUCGUCGCCUUCCUCGGCCCCGCCGGCGGCCGCGCCCACGCGACGCUCGCGUCGCACGUCGCGCUGCACGUCCUCUCCGACAGCGCCGGCGACGACGGAGGGCCCACGGUGCGCUUCGCCAACGGCGUGUGGGUCGACGCCGCGCUGCGCCUCAGGGCCGGCUACGCCGCCGUCGUCUCCCAGCGCUACCGCUCCCAGGCGCGCCCGGCGUCCUUCAAAGCCAUGCCCGAGGAAGCGAGAGCCGAGAUCAACCAAUGGUUCGAGAGCGUGACGGCGGGCCGGAUCACGGAGCUCCUGCCGCGAGGCUGCAUCGACAGCGACACGCUGGCCGUCCUCGGGAACGCGAUCUACUUCAAGGGCGCCUGGCGCAGCAAGUUCGACCCCCGGAACACGCGGGACGACACCUUCUACCUGCACGCCUUCGGCCACCACGUCCGCGCGCCCUUCAUGUCGACCGGCGAGCCGCAGUACAUCGCCUGCCGCUCCGGCUACAAGGUGCUCAGGCUCCCGUACGCGCUCGGCCGCGGCCGCGACCACGGCGGCGAGAGCCGGCGGUGCUUCUCCAUGUACAUCUACCUCCCGAACGAGCGCCAUGGCCUGCAGGCGCUGCUGCAGAUGCUGGGGUCCUCCCCGGCGCUGCUCGAGGACUGCUGGAGCCUGAUGACCGAGGUCCCCGUGGGCGCCUUCAAGGUGCCCAAGUUCACCGUGUCGUGCAAGACGGACGCGACGGAGCUGCUGAAAGACCUCGGCCUGCGCAUGCCGUUCGACCCCCGCGCCGACUUCUCGGAUAUGCUGGACCCGGCGGCGCCGCUCGUCGUGUCGGCCGUCCUCCACCAGGCCUUCGUCGAGGUGAACGAGGAAGGGACCGAGGCUGCCGCGGCCACCGCCGUCGUCGGAGGCUUCACCUGCCAGGCGCCGAUGAGGACGCCGGUUCAGGUCGUGGACUUCGUCGCCGACCACCCGUUCAUGUUCUUGAUCAAGGAGGACCUCACUGGCGUGGUGGUCUUCGCGGGGCAAGUCGUCAAUCCUUUGCUUUCGUAG